CUUCCGACCUUGGCGGGCCCCCAACGCCUCGCCAACUCCCUCAGGCAGAAGUUCGCCAGCAAUUCCGGUUUACCCCCGGCCCGGCCUGAUGCGCGCCGCCCCAAUCGCGACGAUCUCCUCGUCACGGUCGCUUCCCGAGGUCGCACGACUGGUUGUGACCGCGGUUAGUCCCUUCCACUAAGACACACACAAACAAUCCGGAAGACACCGGUCGCACCGCGGGCAAUUACCUAGGAACCAUGACGACGAUACCGAUACUCAACAUGGAGUUCGGCGAGCUCAAGGAGAUUGUCUGGACAAAGCUGCAGGAGCCCAAGGCUCAGCGUAAGCUGAUCCUGAUCAUCGUCUCCGUGGCGCUACUGCUGGACAACAUGCUGUACAUGGUGAUAGUACCGAUCAUACCGGAUUAUCUCAAGUACGUUGGCGCGUUCGGAGAUAUCGAGGAAACGGGCAACGACACCAGUCCGCGAGACCAUCACGGCCAGGACUCCGCCACGGGGGUGUUAUUCGCGUCAAAGGCGAUUGUGCAACUGAUGGUGAAUCCGUUUUCCGGCGCGCUGAUCGAUCGGAUAGGCUACGACAUCCCCAUGAUGAUCGGUCUCUGCAUCAUGUUCCUCUCGACCAGCGUGUUCGCAUGCGGCAAGAGCUACAGCGUGCUGUUCUUCGCGAGGAGUUUGCAGGGCGUUGGUUCCGCAUUCGCCGAUACCGCCGGCCUCGCUAUGAUCGCCGAUCGCUUCACGGAAGAGAACGAACGCUCGAAGGCGCUCGGCAUCGCUUUGGCGUUUAUCAGUUUUGGCUGUCUGGUCGCACCGCCGUUCGGAGGUGCUCUUUACCAAUUUGCCGGCAAGGAGGUGCCAUUUCUGAUAUUGGCGUUCGUCAGUCUGGCGGACGGCUUCAUGUUAUUGCUGGUGAUGAAACCGAUUAAGGAGCAGAUGCGCGAUCGUCACCAUGAACCCAAAUCGACAAUACCGAUCUGGCGACUGCUCAUGGAUCCGUAUAUCGCUGUAUGCGCGGGCGCCUUGAUGAUGUCUAACGUUGCGCUCGCUUUUCUCGAGCCGACGAUCUCUCUGUGGAUGGAAGACACGAUGACGCACGACAACUGGAAGAUCGGUAUGAUCUGGCUGCCGGCCUUUUUCCCGCAUGUAAUUGGCGUGAUAGUCACUGUGAAGAUGGCCAAGCAGUAUCCGCAAUAUCAGUGGCUAAUGGCGGCGGGUGGUCUCGCUCUCGAAGGUCUCUGCUGCUUCAUCAUACCAUUUUCCAACUCGUACAAGGUGCUGAUGAUACCGCUGUGCGGCAUCUGCUUCGGUAUCGCGCUCAUCGACACCGCGCUGCUGCCCACGCUGGGCUACCUGGUGGACGUUAGGUACGUGUCGGUGUACGGCAGCAUCUACGCGAUCGCCGACAUCUCGUACAGCGUAGCGUACGCGGUGGGUCCGAUCAUAGCCGGAGGUGUCGUCGAGGCGAUCGGCUUUACCGCCCUGAACAUCGGCAUCGCCUUUUCGAAUUUGCUUUAUGCGCCGGUUCUUUAUUAUCUGCGUCACAUCUACGACUUCAAGCCGUUCCAGGAUGAGGCGAACAUACUGAUGCAAGAUCCGCCCGACAAGGAGUACCAGACGUACGUGCUACAGGAACAGCGACCGAUCUCUGGCGAGAUCGGCAACCACUUGAAUCAGACGCGUAUGGAGACGAACGUCGACCAGGGCUACGAUCAGAACUACCAGACGGUAGGACAAGUCGGCUACGAUCAGCGCGUCGAUUACGGGGCGCAAAAUACGAUCGGUUACAACCAGUCCGUUCAUGAGCAACCGCCGGUCUACAAUCAACCGGCCAGCUACGGUCAACCCGGUGACUACGGCCAGCAGAGGAAUUACGUGCCCGAGCAUCAAGAACAACGGGGUACCCAGGGAGUCGAUGUGAAUCCCUUCAGGAGACCGGAUGCGACUGAUCAGCGGCCGGCUGGAGACAGUAACCCCUUCAGGCAAGGAAUGUACUAGAACGAAGGUCGUCGCCAAGUGUUACCGUAGCGAUCUAACCGAUCGCGGCCGAUCGGGAGGCGAGCGCGCGUCCCCUUCGCUCGAGAGUGGUUCGAGAGUCUUCGUGACAGGCUUCCACUUAUAUCGGCAAGAGAGAAUCGACGUCGUCGCGGGGCACGGCGGCUCGGCGGGAUUUCCGGCGGCGACGGCGAUCGGGACGCUCGAUCAGAAGGAGGAUCACCGAUCGUUCCAAAGUCCCGCCGAAUCUCGAUCGUACUUGGAGUAUCGUCGGUGUUUAUCGGGGAUGGCAGAGGCAACGACUUCCAAAGUGAUUCCCUCGGGGCUCUCGCGGUUGCUUCAUAUCCAGGAACGAUGAAUCUUGACGGUCCUAGUAUCCGCUCGAGGUUCCGCGCGUAACUAAAUAAAAUACGAAUCGCGAGGAAAGAGGCGAAAGAGGGAUACGCGAUGUAGAAAAUGUAAGACGAGAGAAGUGGAAGGAAAACGGUCCGUGGGUAAGCACGCGCAAUGGCCGUCUUCGUCGGAAAUAAGGACCUCAAGGAGACUAAAUAGUCGCAACAUCGAAAUAAAAUUAGAGUGAGAAGAAAGGGGAAUGUGUCGGUGCUACGGAAGAAAGAGGAAAGACAGCAUCCUCUAUUUGAGAUGCGAGAAGUUCUAACGCGAGAAGUGUAAA
Messenger RNA from Pogonomyrmex barbatus (red harvester ant), 2664 nucleotides. It is a transcript of the gene VAChT, whose product is annotated as Vesicular acetylcholine transporter. The record is from RefSeq and is a predicted model, not a curated record. Gene Ontology annotation, molecular function: acetylcholine transmembrane transporter activity; xenobiotic transmembrane transporter activity. Gene Ontology annotation, cellular component: AP-2 adaptor complex; terminal bouton; AP-1 adaptor complex. NCBI's taxonomy places the organism in Eukaryota, Metazoa, Arthropoda, Insecta, Hymenoptera, Formicidae. Gene Ontology annotation, biological process: chemical synaptic transmission; transmembrane transport; xenobiotic transport.